Molecule: messenger RNA, 4076 nt
Organism: Dinoponera quadriceps
Lineage: Eukaryota; Metazoa; Arthropoda; Insecta; Hymenoptera; Formicidae
Product: ell-associated factor Eaf-like
Exons: 4
Coding region: 1484-2392 (302 amino acids)
Biological process (GO): negative regulation of transforming growth factor beta receptor signaling pathway
Cellular component (GO): early endosome membrane; Golgi membrane
Molecular function (GO): R-SMAD binding
Source: RefSeq, a predicted model, not a curated record
GACACCGGACGCGUUCAGUCUGCCGUCGAACGUGGUGUGCGACGGGUAACGUCGACGAGGGUCGCAGCGUCGCGACACCCAGGACCGUCCUCGCGAUUUCUCGCGCGCGUCGUCGAGCGAGUGUGAGAGCGCGCGAGCGGACGUUCGUCCUGUUCCUCCGUCCUGUGCGGUGCGACGCGUCUGUGUGUGUGUGCGGCGCGACGAGUGCCGCCGUCGUCGCCGAGGAGAAACGCGAGGGAACGACGAGAGAGAGACGCAUUUUCUCCGCCUUUCUCGCGGUGACGUCCGUCGUCCUGCGACGACUUUCGCCGACGCGAACGAAGGAACGUAUCGCGCCGAGAAGAAGAGCCGCUCUCUGACGUUUCUCUCUGCGCCGCCUGCAGCGGCGGGAACUCGGCCAACAGCCCGUGCUUAUCCCUCGCCAGAUCUCUGUCCUCGCUCCUUCACGCAACCUGCCCCCUGUUCUCGCUCCCUCUCUCGCUCUCCCGACCGUGAGACGGAUUUAUGCACGAGGGCGGAGAUCCCCGGCCGCGAAUAAGGCCUCCGAUGGGCCCCUCGGAGGAUCCUCGCGAACUGGUGCGCGCGACGACGCGACGAGCGACGCAAGAGCGAGGACGCGCGAGAUGAUUUCGGGAGUCAAGGUCGGCCCUGUCUAGACUGCUGUCACCGGUGCUGCUUCUGCUGCCAAUGACAACUAUACAUCGCGAGGCAGCGCGUGUACGCGUCGAGCGAACUCCCCGAUAAUACUGGCCGCUCUCGACGAGAGUGACUCUCUUCUUCCUCGUCCUAUCCGUCGCUCUCUCAUUCCCGGAAAUCUCUGGGAAUCUCGCUAGCGGACGAAAGAGAGAGACGAGAAUCCUCCCUCCUCCUACGCGGCGAUACACGGCAGAGAAGGGGAUAACACCGGCGGAGUCGCGCUGCUCCCAUUAGACGCCCGUUAAACGACCGUAACGCUUAUGGUCAAGUGGGAUCGCCGGCGCGGAGCACCGGAUACAAUCGAAUUAAGUGGGAACGGGGUCGCUUCCUCCUAACGGGCCCCGAUCGAUCGUCGUCGUCGGUGGACCGAGCCACGGGAACCGCGACGACCGGGGCAGUGCUGUCUCUCUUCGCGAAAGCGCCGUCGAGAGAUCCGUCUGUCCGCCUCUCGAGGUCGCCGGGGAUGCUGCAUCGGUGGUGCGCCGGGAGAGAGCGUCGUCGCGUCGCGGGCGGCUGAAGUCAGUGGUGAUCCGGUCGGUGCGGUGAUCGAAUCGUUACGACGACGACGACAAUAACAACGACGACGACGACGAGGAUAACGAGGACGUCGGCGACGAGGACGCGACUCUUUCGUGUGGCUCGGCGAACUGUUCGGCGAGGGUGCGCCGAGGGUGGACGGCGACGAGGGCGAAAGUGGUGUUGUCGGUGGUGCGUUUAUGUCAACUCGACGCCGGCCGUUGGUCAGUGGUUGCUCCCGGCACGCCGACAACCUGGCGGCUCCGUUCAAAUGAAGCUGAGGCGUCGCUACAUGCAGACGCUCGGCGUCUCCGUGAAACAGCUGCGAAAGAAAUUACUCGAGCUGGGCGCGCGAAUCCUCCACGUCCAGAAGUCGAAACAGCGCGACAUGGCACUGGUGAUGCUGUCGGUGACACAAGGAAUGGAGGUCGGCAGCAGCGGACACGGUGCACACGGUGGUCUCGGCGGUGACCCGUCUGGCGGUGUCGGUGGUGUCGGCGGCGGCGGCGGUGCCGGUGGUAGUUCCAACAGCAGAGACAUACAGGAAGUGAUGAUCGCCGCGCAGAGAGAUCGGGCGAUUCGCAUGGGCAGCGUACGGCAGGAUCUCGUCCUCGACUUACCACCGAGACUGCAACUCCCGGACGGCGAGGAACGUCCGUACGGAGCGCACAUGGGCCUCCACCUCCGCGACCCGGAACAGGAGAGCGAGAUUUACCAGAAGUGCGUGCGACCGCCGCCGAAUCGCACGGUGUUCGACAGCGAGAGCCCGCCGCCUUACCGUAGCCACUCGGGCCUGAUGACGGACACGCCCGGCGAGCGGCUAAUGCGGAGCAACAGCGCCGGCAGCUCGCUCCUCAAGGUAUUCCGGAGGUUCCCGCAUUCCGGCGGCUCGACGCCGGCGGCGGCGGCGGCGAUGACGACGACGACGACGACGGCGGCGUCGGUGGUGGUGCCGAGCAGGAGACCGGCCAUGUCCAAUUAUUCCGAGUCCAAUAGUAACCUGAGCAAUCUGAGCAGUAGCAAUCUGUCCAACCUCACCGUGGUGCCCUGUGAGACCGAGGAGAGCCGGCAAGAGCAACAGCACCAUCACCAUCAUCACCAUCACCACCACCACCACCACCAUCAUCAUCACCACCACCAGCAGCAGCAACAGCAGCAGCAGCAGCAGCAGAACGUCUGAUCCGUGGUAAUAAGACCGAGGGAGAGAAUGCGCGGCGACGCCGCAUCGUCGUCGUCGUCGUCACCGGUGACAAAGUGGAGGACGACGACAUCCUCCUCGCUCGCGCUGAGGAACGACGCCGCCGUCGUCGUUGUUGCCGCAGCUGCCGCCACCGCUGCUGCCGUUGCCGCCAUUGUCGUCGCAGCCGCUGCAUCGCCCUCGAGAACGAGCGAUGGAUCGACGACUGUCCUUCAAGACUGACUCGCGGGAGAAGCUUCAACAUAGGAUAGGUCCCCCGGUCGUGUCCCAUCGUGUUCAGCGAGGAGUACUGUUGCACCUGUCAACGCGCGCGCGAUGACUUACUCCGCACGGUGCGCGAGACACUGAAGAGGAGGGUAUCCCAGCCGGUGGUAUCCUCGUUGGAUCGUUCUUCCGGCGUUCUUAAUAAUGAGAGAUAGAGAGAGCGAAUGAGAGAAUGAGAGAGAGAGAGAGAAAGUAACAGAGCGAAAGAGGAUCGUCCGUUCGUGGCCUAAAGGAGGGCCGGCGGAGGGUGGAAAGCCCCGGCUCCGAACUGACUGGAGUGAAAUCGUCAGUCAUCAAAGACUGCGCUCAAUCGCCGUGCGUUGGUUCGCCUGUCCUCUUUCUCCACCGGGGCAGUCGACGCGCCCGCUGCGUCGCCGUCGAUGACGACGCGUCUCAUUGUGCAAUUCCACACGCGGCCAGUGUCUAGCCUAGAUCUCAGAUUAUUCCAAAGCGGAGCGGUUACGAGGGUUGGUGGAAAAUCAACGGGGGCGGGAGCGGGAGAAAGAGAGAGAGAGAGAGAGAGACACACACACACACAGACGGGAAGAAAAAGCGGAGGAGACGGUCGAAUGCCCGGCGCGGUGGAGAGCCGCGUUACCAACGCGCGACGCGAAGAAGCGGCCUACCUAGUAGUUGGACGAGAGACUCCCCCUCUGUCCGGGGAUUUCUGGCGAACACGACGGCGAAGAAGAGGCUCCACUUCGCGGAGAAGCGACGGACGGGCGGGAUUCGCGGCUCGCGAUAUCAACCGGCGGCGCCUACGUAGCAGAUUGGAUAUCCCGGCGGCCGCCGGUCGCGCCUUCUCUUCCGGCCCUCGGCGGAGGCUCGAUUCGUCGGACAUCGCGGAAGUUUGUUCAUCGCGACGAAGACUUAGUAAAUUAUUUAUUGCCGACACACGAUAUUUUAUUCGCGACGGGCGGCUGCUGCGCGCGCGCGCGCGCGCAACACGCGGCCGGACAGCGCGAGCGGUUGGCUUCCUCGCGCGGUGGUUGGUGGUUUUGUUGUUGUGUGGAGAAGCGACGGGGACGACACACACACACACACACACACACGCACACGCACACACACAUUUACGCGAGUUAUUGCAUGAGCGAAUCGUUUGAUGAUGAUGAUGAUGAUGUUGAUGAUAAUUAUGACGAUGAUAAUGCUGAUCAUGAUGAUGAUGUUGAUGAUAAUGCAGAUGAUGAUGAUGAUGAUGAUUGCGUGAGUGCGACCAGGCGUGCGUACGAGUAAACGCAACGCGCGCGCGCGCGGGGGCGAGGAAAGAGAGAGAUCGGUAAGUCUGAUAGGUAGGUAGGACAAGAGAAACCGCGCAAAAAAGCGCGGCUAAUUGCAGGAUCGCGGGAAAGAAAUACCGAGAAGGAGAGAGAGAGAGAGAGAGAGAGAGAGAGAGAGAGAGAGA